Molecule: messenger RNA, 1431 nt
Organism: Owenia fusiformis
Lineage: Eukaryota; Metazoa; Annelida; Polychaeta; Sabellida; Oweniidae
Source: the annotation of a GenBank genome assembly
AUGGAAUUUAAAGUAGUUUUUGUUUUGGCACUGGCCUGGAGUUUAAACUUUACUCAAUUUGUGUCUACAGCCACAGUCACUGGCUUAUCAGAUACAACAUUACCAUCCAAGGUACCUGCAACAACAGAAGCCCCUUUAACAAACAAGGCCACUACAACGAAGGCCCCUACAACAGAGGCCCCUAUAACAAACAAGGCCACUACAACGGAGGCCCCUACAACCAAAGACAUUACAACAGAGGCUCCUAUAACAACCAAGGCCAUUACAACGGAGGCCCCUACAACAGAGGCCCCUAUAACAACCAAGGCCACUACAACGGAGGCCCCUACAACCAAAGACAUUACAACAGAGGCUCCUAUAACAACCAAGGCCAUUACAACGGAGGCCCCUACAACAGAGGCCCCUAUCACAACCAAGGCCACAACAGCGAAGGCCCCUACAACCAAAGCCAUUACAACAGAGGCCCCUACAACAGAGGCCCCUAUAACAACCAAGGCCAUUACAACGGAGGCACCUACAACAGAGGCCCCUAUCACAACCAAGGCCAUUACAACGGAGGCCCCUAGAACCAAAGCCAUUACAACAGAUGCCCCUAUAACAACCAAAGCCACUACAACGAAGGCACCUACAACAGAGGCCCCUAUAACAACCAAGACCACUCCAACGGAGGCCUCUACAACAAAAGCCCCUAUAACAACCAAACCCAUAACAACUGAGGCCCCUACAAUAGAGGCCCCUUUAACGACCAAAGCCACUACAACGAAAGCCCCUACAACAGAGGGUCAAACAACGGAGUCCCCUACAACUAAAGUCUCUACAACAACCGAGGCCACUACUACACCAGUACCUACAACAGAGACUUCUAUAACAGAGGCCCCGACCUCUGACGCAUUUACAACUACCAGGGCCACAUCAACAGCCAAUGCCAUUACAAUAGAGGCCUCUACAACAACCGAGGCGCCUACUAAACCGUCAACAGGUCAAACCACUUCUGAAGUAUCCACCAUAACUCCUAGUCGUUCCACACCGACACGUCCAACCAGACCGACUCGGCCAAGUAUUCCAGUAUCGCGCACACAAACUGUUCCAUCGGGGAGAUCUACAACAGUCUUGUCUCUCUCUUCUACAACUGAAGGCGUUGACCCAACGGCUGACGCUGCUACUGGAGGCUUCCAGUGGAGUAAACAUAGACUAUAUAUAAUCAUACCCCUGGUGGUUAUCGCAGUUCUUAUCAUCGUCAUCGCCGUUGUUAUUGUUUAUCUCAAAAAGAAGAAACGUUUGAACAGGGUAGUGCUAGAUGACACCGCUUGGGGACAAAACCAGUUGGCGAUGGACAAUUCUGGUAUGACAAAUAUCCCUAUGGAGAGAUCGAAACCUGGUUAUACAGCACUCCCGCAAGUGGAAACAAAAACUGGAGAUGAAUCUGUUUAA